Molecule: messenger RNA, 3784 nt
Organism: Dermacentor andersoni
Lineage: Eukaryota; Metazoa; Arthropoda; Arachnida; Ixodida; Ixodidae
Source: RefSeq, a predicted model, not a curated record
AUACAUGGGUUGCACCAACGUCACAUCCGCAAGCCAGGAAACCGGAAACCGCCAUGUUUGAGAACACUUGCUGCGGAGAUCGUGCUGGGUCGUGUACUCUGCAGUAGUAGAAGACCGACAACUCCAGAUUCACGAUGACAAUUUGUGCCAUUUUUGGCUGCAGAACGAGAAGCGAUUCUUCUGCUAUCAAGGACAAGGCACAGCCACACAUCGGACUGUUUAGUUUGCCCGCGGUUAUUAAGAACCAGUGUGAACGAACGAGGCUCUUGUCUGAGCAGCGCCGGAGCGUUUGGCUGGCAAGGAUAAAUAGAAAGGACUUGAAGAAUGACAAGUAUGUCCGUGUUUGCGGUCUUCACUUCGUCAAAGGGAAGCCUGCCUGUUUGAUGGACGAUGGAAAUCCGGACUGGGCACCGAGUCUGCGGCUGGGCCACGGCCGUUAUGACCGCACUACUGUGGUUUCAUCCGCGCGUUACAUGCGGUGUAAACGGCGACAGCAGAACAAGCCACGUGCUGCUGCAGUGUGCAAGCAGCCCGUGAGGCCUGUAACGCCACCUGAGCACGCCAUAGGCUCGGAACUAGAGCCUGAUGAGCUCACUCCAAUGGGCCCCAUUCUGGAGUCUACUACAACGACAGAGGCAGAAGUCCAAACUGAGCUCACGUGCAGAGACCUCCAAUUGCUAGAAGAAGAUUACCGCAAACUAUCCGUUGAGCUGGCCACGUUGAAACAGCAAAAAGAGGAAAUGGAAAUGUCGGAGGCGUCCCUGCGUGAAGACCCCAACAAAGUGUCAUUCUACACAGGCCUUCCAAAUUUUGUAGUUUUAAUGGCUGUGUUCAACCUGCUAGAGAAGUUUGUUAAACACACACCACAAAACUCAUUGGUAAAGUUUCAAGAAUUUUUAGUGUUCUUAAUGAAGCUUAAGUUGAACCUGCCAUACCAAGACCUUGCUUACCGCUUUAAUAUAUCGGAAUCGACAGUAUGUCGGAUAUUUGACAAAUGGCUACACGUUGCAUUUUGCAGACUGAAGCCUCUGAUGUCAUGGCCCUCAAGGCAAGCAAUAAGGAGGACAAUGCCUCAAGCCUUUUUUGAAUCAUUCGGAGAAAAGGUAGCGGUCAUAGUCGACUGCUUUGAGAUCAAGCUUGAACGGCCGUCAUCCCUGCAACCAAGAUGUCAGACUUGGUCCCAGUACAAAUCUAGCAAUACAGCCAAGUACCUUAUCGGAAUAUGUCCUCAGGGAGUGAUCACCUUUAUUUCCGAUGGUUGGGGAGGCAGGACCCCUGACAAACAUAUUACUGAACACUGCGGCAUUCUUGACCAUUUAUCUCAUGGUGAUGUGGUACUGGCUGACAGAGGCUUUGAUAUUGCCGACAGUGUAGGCUUGUACUGUGCAAAGCUCCACAUACCUGCAUUCACCAAAGGCAAAAGACAAUUGUCAGCAGUGGAUGUCGAGGCAACGAGAAAUAUUGCAAAUGUCAGAAUUCACGUUGAGAGGGUGAUCGGCUUGGUUCGUAACAAGUAUGUCAUAAUGAAAUCCGUUCUGUCACUAGAGUAUGCGACUCUCAAACAGGGACACCAGUUCACACCUCUAGAUAAAAUCGUCAACGUUUGCUGUGCACUGACAAAUUUCUGUCAAUCUGUUGUUCCUGCAAAUCCAGAGCCAUGUAGCUAAGCUUGCCGAGUAUGCGUGGUAUUUGGAAAAGGCUAUUCUUGCACGAUAAUGUGAGAGAGAAUAGUCUAGAGGAAUUUGAACUCCCACAAGUAAUGCCGGAAGAAGUAAAGAACGCCUUGGGAGCUAUGCAAAGAGGGAAACCAGCUGGGGAGUAUCAGGUAACAGCAGAUUUGUUGAAGGAUGGUGCGCACAUUGUUCUAGAAAAACUGGCCACCCUGUAUACACAAUGCCUCAUGACCUCGAGCGUACCGGAAUCUUGGAAGAACACUAACAUAAUCCUAAUCCAUAAGAAAGGGGACACCAAAGACUUGAAAAAUUAUAGACCGAUCAGCUUACUGUCCGUUACCAGGCAGGAUUCCAUAAAGGCUACUCAAUAGACCAUAUUCACAAUAUCAAUCAGGUGAUAGAGAAAUGUGCGGAAGAUAACCAACCCUUAUAUAUAGCUUUCAUUGAUUACGAGAAAGCGUUUGAUUCAGUCGAAACCUCAGCAGUCAUGCAGACAUCAUGGACUCGGGGCAUAGACGAGCCGUAUGUAAAUAUACUGAGAUAUAUAGCGGCUCCACAGCCACCGUAGUCCUCCAUAAAGAAAGCAACAAAAUCCCAAUAAAAAAAGGUAUCAGGCAAGGAGAUACGAUCUCUCCAAUGCUAUUCACAGCGUGUUUACAGGAGGGAUUGAGAGACCUGGAUUGGGAAGAAUUGGGGAUAAGAGUUAAUGGAGAAUACCUCAGUAACUUUCGAUUCGCUGAUGAUAUUGCCUUGCUUAGUAACUCAGGGGACCAAUUGCAAUGUAUGCUCACUGACCUGGAGAGGCAAAGCAGAAGAGUGGGUCAAAAAAUUAAUCUGCAGAAAACUAAAGGAAUGUCUAACAGUCUCGGAAGAGAACUGCAAUUUACAAUAGGUAGCAAGGCACUGGAAGUGGUAAGGGAAUACACCUACUUAGGGCAGGUAGUGACUGCUGAUCCGGAUCAUGAGAAUGAAAUAAUCAGAAGAAUAAGAAUGGGCUGGGGUGCGUUAGGCAGGCAUUUGCAGAUCAUGAACAGCAGGUUGCCAUUAUCCCUCAAGAGAAAAGUAUAUAAUUGCUGUGUCUUACCAGUACUCACGUACGGGGCAGAAACCUGGAGGCUUACGAAAAGGGUUCUACUUAAAUUGAGGACGACGCAACGAGCUAUGGAAAGAAGAAUGAUAGGAGUAACGUUAAGGGAUAAGAAAAGAGCAGAUUCCAAGGGAUGGGAAGCGUAGCAGGGGGCGGCAGAAAGUUAGGUGGUUGAAUGAGAUUAAGAAGUUUGCAGGGAUAAGAUGGCCACAAUUAGCACAUGACCGGGGUAAUUGGAGAAGUAUGGGGGAGGCCUUUGCCCUGCAGUGGGCGUAACCAGGCUGACGAUCAUGAUUGUUGCAUACACUGUGCAAUUUACCUGUAACAAAUUUUUACCUGUAAUUUUUUUACUGUACUCGGCAUAGAGGCUGCCAGUUCUCUCUUAGCAGAACAAAACAUCCCAAACAUCGCACUGCUUGAUUUUAGAGCAGACUAUCAAAAAUUUUUUUCUGGUUCGUACUAUCAAUGACUGAAAUUAUCAAAAGCGAUUGUUCAGUGUUCCGACCUAGAAGUUUUGAAAACGCCCUUGCGUAAUAUUUUUGUCUGUUUUGAAUUUGUAUGUUUGUGACCCAUAUAAUAUGCAAUUUUGUUCGAAUCUAUCUUGCAAUUGUUUGUUUGCACCUGUCUGGGAGCACUAUACUGUUUCUAGUUGCUUUGCUUGAAACAUUAUUUGUAUUCCUGCUGAUGCAAUGAUACGUUGAUGUUUUGGAUCUUACUUCUGGUUAAAGUAUGGCUUGCUUUGUGAAUGGUAUCUAGGAAACCAAUUUUGUUCAGAUGUUUUGUUAAGUUGUACUUUUUUUAACCUAAAUUCUGUGACCUGAAUUAUCAAAUGUCUGAUUUUACACUAUUUGUUUGUUUAUGGGGUUUUACGUCCCAAAAUGACUCGGGGUAUGAGAGACGCCGUAGUGGAGGGCUCAGGAAACUUCGUCCACCUGGGGUUUUUUAACGUGCACUGACAGCGUACAGUACACGAGCCUCUAACAUUCCGCCUUGUAUUUCUAUUUUAUAUUGCUCUGUAAUCGCA